Molecule: messenger RNA, 1870 nt
Organism: Bacillus rossius redtenbacheri
Lineage: Eukaryota; Metazoa; Arthropoda; Insecta; Phasmatodea; Bacillidae
Product: esterase FE4-like
Exons: 6
Coding region: 135-1781 (548 amino acids)
Source: RefSeq, a predicted model, not a curated record
AUCUCUGUCCGCGAGCUCUCGCUAUCGUCGCACCCGAGCACAUAACUCACCACCGCGACCUUGAAGCCUGCCCUCAAAUAUUUCGAGAGGUUUAAAAGUGGGAAGCGGUUGACACAUCGUCACUCGAGCUCAGGAUGGCUCUCCGAGUGCUUGUUAUCCUUGGCCUGAGCGCCAUCGCGACCCGUGCAGGAAAGCAGUGCCCUCCGGCGAAGGACGAGCAGCCGACGCGGCUGACGCAGCUGACGCAGCUGGUGCAGAUAUCCCAGGGCAGCUUGCUGGGCUCCACCAGCUCCACGGCAGACGGCACCAGGUACUACCAGUUCCUGGGGAUCCCGUACGCCAAGCCACCGCUGGGGAAGCUAAGGUUCCGGGCUCCUGAAGACCCCGAGCCCUGGUCUGGGGUGAGGAACGCUACAGUCCACGGGCCGACGUGUCAGGUCGGGACUGAAGGAGGCUCCGAGAACUGCCUCUUCAUCAAUGUCUUCACGCCACAGUUGGCAACCACUGGAAGUAACUCCUGUCUUCUACCAGUCAUGGUUUACAUCCAUGGCGGGGCGUUUGUGGAAGGCUCAGGAAACAUUUCCCCGGGACACCUGAUGGACUACAGGGUGGUGGUGGCCUCCAUCAACUAUCGUCUCAAUGUAUUCGGGUUCCUGAGCAUCAACGGGACCGACGCCCCAGGGAAUGCAGGUCUGAAGGACCAGUCCGCCGCCUUGAGGUGGGUGCAGAAGAACAUAGCCCAGUUCGGAGGAGACCCGGGCAGCGUCACCAUCUUCGGGGAGAGUGCGGGAGGGGCCAGCGUCCACUACAACAUUCUUUCCCCGAUGUCUAAAGGUCUCUUCCACCGAGCGAUCUCGGAGAGCGGUUCGGCCCUGAACCCCUGGGCCUUCGUCAGGAACAGUGAAGCCCGCGCCCGCCGCCUGGGCGAGCUGCUGGGACACGCGACCAGCAGCGCCCAGGAGCUGCUGCAGGCGCUGAGGGAGGCGCCGGCCGACCAGCUGAGCGGUGCUCUCGGCCAGGUGCUGACCGCCGAGGAAAACGAGCGCCUGCUCGCGUUUCCCUUCGUCCCCUCCCUGGAGUUCCCGAGGAGCGGGGAGACUCCCUUCCUGCCCCACGAGCCGCUCUACAUGGAGCAGCGCGGUCUGUUCAACAAGGUGCCCUACAUCACCGGGGUCACCGCCAACGAGUCGCUGAUCUUUGUUCAGCAGCGGUUCGAGAUGCAGGCUUCCUACUGGCAGCAAAUCAACAACGACCUGGAACAGGUGGUCCCUGUUGAUCUCGGAUUGACCAAGGGUUCUGAUGAAUCUUUGGAGGUCUCGCGGAAAGUCAAGGAAUUCUACUUCGGUGGAGAGUCCAUCUCGGAAGCUACAAUGAGCCGGUGGGUGGCGCUCCAGACGGACCUGUUGUUCGUGACGGGCGUGGUGCAGACCUCGCAUGCCCAUGCCAGACUGUCGACCAGCGCCACCUACAACUACCAGUUCGUGUACGGCAUCGCCUACCACACCAUGGAGCUGGCCUCGGUGCUGUACGGCGGGCAGGUACACGGGCAGAGCUCCGAGGACGCGCGGCUGGCCCGGCUGCUGGGGGGACUGUGGACCAGCUUCUCGAGGACAGGGGUGCCCAGCGUGGAGGGCGAGGUGGCCUGGCAGGCGGUCAGCAAGGGCAGCUUCCCGUACCUGCAGGUCAGCACGACCCUCGCGCUCAAGCGCGACCUGGAGAAGAGGCGCAUGGACUUCUGGUUCGACAUAUACCACAACUACAGCAACUACACCGCCAGUUAGUAGUGUACACUGUCUUAUCUUUAUUUGUUGGUCCUUGUGAUUGGAAUUAUUUAUUUACGGAAUUAAAUAAACUGUUUUCGGUGGUGAAA